CAUUUUCUGGCACAAUCAAAUUCCCACUGUCUUUGCGCUCUUCUAUCAUUGAAUGAUGCUGGUACCGCCGGUAUUGGAACCGGCUUGCAUCAUCACACGUGUACAACGGAAGAGAUUGAGGCCUUGUGCGUACCAGUAUGCUGGUCCUUCUCUGGUACUGUAGUAGUUGAAGCCAAGUUGUUUUUUCAUAUCGCAUCAAUUUCACCCACCCAGUGAACCUUCAAAAUGAUGUUGUCUCUUGAGGCUCCGACUUGUUGGGCACUGCUGUUGCUAUCGUUUCUACCAGUACAGCUGGCAUCAGCCAAAAAUAUGAACAAUGGAGUCUAUCACAUAGCCAAUCCCGCGGCUACAAAGGACGGUUCUCCUGGCUAUUCGACAGAGUACCAAACUGAGUACUUUGAAGUCUACUCAGCCGUCAUCAGCACCUACUAUAGCCAAGUCUAUUGGGCGCUGUUGGAUCCAGUGAAAUUGCCAGAACAUAUCCUGAAGCGCUUCGCCAACAAAACUAUGGCCAUUGUUGGUUACGAGGUGGAUCAAGUACAAGUACAGCCUGAUGGUACAGAGAUCCCCGUCCCUAUCACCCAUGCGUACAACCAUCACUACCUGACAACCAUCUGGGAUUCCACAAAGGUAGAAUUGGUCAAAAGAUCCAAACCAACACACUAUGGACAUAAUAAUGGCCAUGGAGAGCCGUUCACGUUUGAGGAUCUUUCUCCUCAACAAGGCCCUGUGAAAUUAGGAGGCGUUCAGAUUCCUUCCAAGCAGAGUUUCUUCGAGGGCAACGGAGCCGAGAUGAGGCUUUCCUACCACGGAUAUCCAAAGGGAUAUGCCCAGCUGGUUCACAAUCCAGAUUCAUGGAGUAUCUACGUUAUGCAAAUCGAUACGUGGAAUCGGGAGGAAUCCUCGCCCAAGUUCAAGCCUGGUCCACUCCCCAAAUCGUCUCCUGUGUACAACGAUUCUACAGCAACCUACAGUGGCUUGCUGGAAUGUCCGUGCAAUGAUAAAAUGUUGAGCACCAAGGUGUAUUACAAACGCUACAAAAGUUUGAAUCUUUCUGAUGAACACCAAUGCGUAGGCCAACUGCGUAAUGCAUCCGAGUGCUGGGAGGGAGGUCAGUUUGUCGCGCCCACUCCUAACGUGCGCACACACAUGCUGAAGGGGGACGAUUCGAAACCACCUUUUUGCAGUGUCAGGCUACACGAUGAUGGCGCUUUGGAUGUAUUCUGGAAUGACAUGGCCGACUCGGUGCUAGACCACCACCAAGUGCGUGAAGAUCCCAGCAAAGUGAUCGGCUUUGUCUCCAACAACGCCAUCAAUGCCAGCGUCUCCUUGGAUUCUGGUACGAACGCUGCGACAUUGACCCUGGUUGGUCCUGCUGAUGCCUGGUUUGGAAUGGCUUUGGGGACCGAUACCAUGUGCAACGAGGCCUGGGAAGGAGAUGAAUGCCCCGAGACCGGUGCUGGGCCUUACGCCAUUAUUGUCUCUGGUGAUUCCGUCCAAGAAAGGAACUUGGCCUUCCAUGGAAAGGGAGUCAUUCUGCCACCUUCGAUCAAGGUUAUCUCGAAUACAGUGGAAGGGGGAAACCGCACUGUAGUUAUCACCCGUUCCUUGCAAGGCGCAGAUGACCGCUACUUCUCCUUUGACUCACGCGGUGCCCUCAAUUAUCAAGUACCUGUCAUUGUUGCUCGCGGUUGUAGCUUGACAUUUGCCCAACAUUGUCAACACGGUUCCACAAUGCUCAACUUUAUCAAGGUCGAAACUCCCUUGCAGAUAUGCCAAGAUGGGAUUGUUUCGCAAAUUGGAGGACGCAAUUUUGAAAUGGAUGGAAGAUGCCCCCCGGAAGCCAGUUCACUGUUUGAACAAAAGAAUCCCUCUUGCUGGUUAGAUACCUAUCAAGGUGGACUCAGCUGUUGUCAUCACCUCCAGACGCUCCUGGAUUCUGACCAAUAUAUUCCCUGGAAGGAUCAACUGUUGGAGUAUCAAAUCAAAUUUCGGUACUAUUUCGAGGAGUACGUUCCUGCCAAGGCAACAGCUCCACCCUCGCAUCAGAAUCUGUAUCGUAUAUACCGCCAGACUGAAUCAUUUGCUGGCGAGUAUGAUGUGGUGCAAUGCCCCCCUGGAACCCCACCAUCCCAAUGCGUUCAUCAGAUCACUGCACGAUUUUCCGUCUUGGAUUUGCAGAAGGACUCUGGAAGAGAAGACGCCGACGGGAUUCAACUCGUCUACGCUGGACCACAUUGCCAUGCUCCUUCUUGCUUGAGCAUGGAGCUUUACAAUGCGGACACGGGGCACUUGCUGUGCCGAUCAGAACCCAUCAAGGGACAGUCAACAGACAGAGUGUAUGACGAAUUGGGAUACAUUGCCAUUCCACCAUGUCUGUGGGGGUACGAAGAAGGAUUGAUGGACCCCAUCUUCUUGCCAUCCAACGCAACUCUGCUGGCGAUAAAGCGAAACAACAAUACUUUGCUGCACACUGGAGAAAUGGCAUCAUGGCAGUGCCGUGGCGUGUUUGUAGUGAACAAGAAAACAGGUGCAGAAACUGGGGAUCGGGGAAAAGCCGUCAACAAGGAAAAGACGAUGUUCCAAAUUGACGUUGCCGAGAACGAUGAACAGGAACUAAACCAACGAAGCCGGAGGGGAAGCCCGGAAGUGCCGGUAUAGCCUGUCAUGUUUGUCCCUGUUGACCUCUCCUCUACUGCCUUCAUGAUGUACACAAUUGUCAGCUGAUCCCUUCGUGGAAUCGAUUCAAGACUGCAUAAGUUGUGCUUCUUUUCAGCGGACGGAUGCACCCUUAGCCACACUACCGGAACUCUAGCCAGCAUUUCCAAAAAGCAAGGUUGCAUAGCAUGCCCCCCCCCCCCAUUUUUGAAGCAUUUCAUCCAGUCGUUUGACUACUGUUUCUCGAUUCCCUCGGUUGGUGAUUACAGCUGUGAUUCCCUUGGGCAAUUUGCCAAACCACGGAUGCAACGACUGUUCGUGGGGAGGCAGCGUACUCUUGACCAUGCGAUGGACCUUUGUUCGGAAAUAGUCUUGACAUUUACAGAUCUGCUCAAUGCCAUUGAACGUCAGGGCCACCUUGCUUAUCCACUUUCGCCAAGUAGAGUUGCCCUGACCUUGCACCGUGUACUAGGACACGUUUAGAGUGCGGGAGCUCAUGAAAUCGACGUGAUGUCGGGGAUUGGACACGUUUAGAGUGCGGGAGCUCAUGAAAUCGACGUGAUGUCGGGGAUUGGCGUUGACUCUCCAAUUGUUUCGACUGGUACCAUGUCCUUCCAACCGGAUGAUCUGAGAGGUUGGAAAGUGUCGAGCCUUGUUAGCUUCCUUUGGCGUUCAUUUUCCGGUACAAAAAAGCGCACACUUGGGUGGACGGAGAGGACCUGGUAUGCAUGAAUUGUAAGACCAUGCCGAUGCCAAAUGGCGUCCUGCGAUUGAAAGAAUGGCGGCACCAAGGAGGCCUGUAUAGAACAGGCUAUAAGACGGUUGUGUUCUUCAGGAUUGUGCAAGUAAGCUACUUUUGGUUUGAAUCAAUGCCACUACGCAACGACGUGUGCUGGCUCAACCUACUGGCAAGCUCAAAAAGCACGAGUUAAGAUAGCAAGCAACGUGGAACCUUCAUUGAGCAAAAUUGAAUGUAUCGUUUUGACCAAAAAGCUGGAAUUAAGUGCUUUCCUAAACACACAAAAAACUGAACGGAUUCAGACGAGAUGUGCUUGAGGACUACCCACGAGCUAAGGCCCGGGUAUUUCCCACAGUCAAGUCUGCUCACCGGCCACACUGGCCUCCUGAGAGGGUGCGACGCCUGUUAGCUAUCUAAGGAUUUGUACACUGAGGUCGGAGCCAUGAUUCACCACAAAUCACGAGCUCUUUGUUGAAGAGAGUUGGGGUUGGUAAAGAAGUUUGUGGGGGGUAGCUUUCCUAAACACACAGUGCACGUUGUGUGGGGACUCAGUAAGCUAUCUACUUUGCAUGAGGCAGCCACGGCACAUGCACACAGGCCUCCUCUCUCCAGGCACGUUGGACCCAAUUGCAUCCAUCACAACUGUACUGAACAACUAUUCCACAACAAGAAAACAAGUUUAAAUUGCACUGGACAACAUCGGAAGGCGGAUACCCCAAUUCCAAGACAAUCUUCACCUUGACAAAAAGAGAUUGAUUCAAUUCCACGCGAUUUCCAUUCGAAAAUAAAGAGAGUUCUACAGUGAGCGACUGAGGCCAUGAGGUUGUCGAAUGAAUGAAUGAUUGAUUGCACAGCAAGUGAAUGAAUCAGCUCGUAAAGUUCAAAUGGAACGAAGGUUGGGUGUCUUAAUCUUUCUUUUGAGUAGGAGCGAUAAAAGCUUCACGAAACGCCAAGUUUGACUUUUGGCAUGUCUUUCUUCCUCCUUCUGAGUAUGCGAGAAUGUUUUGCUUUCCCAGUUCGAAUAUUUCCUCUUCACAUUUGAUUUCUUCGUAUUUCAGUCCUUCCAGGAAUAGCAAGACUCUCCUUUGAUCCGAUGUAAAGGCCACAAAGUCCACGCCCAAGUGGGGAGAGCGAUUGACUUUUUGUGCGUCCUUGAAUUUGAUGACUUGUUUCUCUCUUCCAUUUUUGGAGUUGGUGAUGAUAAUUCCCCCGCAUCGGCGCUUGGCCCAUGCAUCGACAAUGGUUUGAAAGUGAAACCUCAAUUUGGAGUUCUUGAUCUCUUUGCGCGCCUGAUAAUCAAAGGUUGUAUCGAAUUGACCAUCGGAUGCCUCCAACCAGACAAUCUUGGCUUUUACCUUGACAUCCUUGCUGGCCUUCUUACCACCAAAUGCAAAUGGAUCCGCCUUGGCCUUCUUCUUUUUGCUCAUCAACACAAAUCCCAACAGGGCCAGCACAGCAACGACUGCUGCGCCCACGAUAAUUGGCAGAUUAGGAUUGUCCAUGGUCUCAAAUGAAUUGCGUACGAUAUACUUUCAGUGAACCAAAUCUCUCUUUUUCUCUGAUGAUGCCCGCCUUCUAUUCUACAAGUAGCCGGCCAGCGGAAGCCUUGAGAAGUGAUUCAGAGUUUAGAAACCCAGAGAGAUGAGAGAUCCCGCAGAAGACAACAAGUGGCAACAGCAAACCCGUGGCCUGGCUACGGUAACGCCGACCAGCACCGACUUACAUGUAGCUCACCCGCGCCCUUUUGUUGAUGAAGCAUCUAUCAUAGACCGGAGCUCUACUGUACUAGUACAGAAGCUACAUGUAAUAGCUAGCUAGCUAGUACUCAGUAGAAUGUGAUGCAGUUGUGAUACUUUCACGCCACGGCGAUAAACCUUAGUUGGUUUGUGUAGAUACCCAUCUAUUUAACCAUUUUUCGUUCAGCAAAGAGUGGUUUUACUACCCUGGCUGAGCCCGAGACGUCAAUGACCGUUGUAUUGAUUUGGGGUUAUCGUGAAGUACUCUACAGCUGGACUCGUCACUCUUUGGUCUAACCACUAUGUAGCUAG
This is a messenger RNA of Seminavis robusta, 5445 nucleotides long. The record is from the annotation of a GenBank genome assembly. NCBI's taxonomy places the organism in Eukaryota, Bacillariophyta, Bacillariophyceae, Naviculales, Naviculaceae.